AUGUAUGCAGAAUUAUUAAAUUUUUGUAACAAACAAAUACUAUAUAAUAAUAAGUUAAUUUGGAAUUCAGCUACUUAUCUUAACCCUUCAACUUGGUGGUCUUCUUGGCCUUCAUCUGAGCUUCAAAAACUUGCAAUUUGUAUCUUGUUAAUUCCAACUUCAUCAAAAU
Messenger RNA from Dentiscutata heterogama, 169 nucleotides. The record is from the annotation of a GenBank genome assembly. NCBI's taxonomy places the organism in Eukaryota, Fungi, Glomeromycota, Glomeromycetes, Diversisporales, Gigasporaceae.